Molecule: messenger RNA, 1385 nt
Organism: Sardina pilchardus (European sardine)
Lineage: Eukaryota; Metazoa; Chordata; Actinopteri; Clupeiformes; Clupeidae
Gene: scrt2
Product: scratch family zinc finger 2
Exons: 2
Coding region: 324-1325 (333 amino acids)
Biological process (GO): regulation of DNA-templated transcription
Molecular function (GO): DNA-binding transcription factor activity, RNA polymerase II-specific; RNA polymerase II cis-regulatory region sequence-specific DNA binding
Source: RefSeq, a predicted model, not a curated record
GUGUGUUUGCGUGUAUGUGUGUGUUUCAUUUCGGGCUCUGAAGUUCCCCACACCACGGAUUAACCCAAGCCUUCCAGCGUGCUCUUUUUUUUCCCCACCAUCACAGCCGGAGAUCUUUGUGUAUAUUUUCUAUUUUUGCUUUUUUUUUGCACGCGUACAGCUCCGUGUGCGUCCGCUCGUGUGUGUGUCCGCGCGCGCGUGUGUGUGUGUGUGUGUGUGUGUGUGUGUGUGUAAUCGGGGCGGCCGAUGCCCAGUAGUGCCUGUGGACGUGCCGCAGGACAAGAGGACCAGGAGCGAGGAUCACGCUAAGCGAAGCGCUCAGGAUGCCGCGCUCUUUUCUGGUGAAGAAGAUCAAGCUGGAUGAUUUCUCCAGCUCCUCCCAGCACCACCACCAGCCUCUGGAGGAGUCGCUCACCUUCGCACGCUCCAUCGGAGACUCCGUCUCCAGCCUGGGAGUCCGCCUCAGCCACAACGGCUACAUCCAGGACUACAUCAUGCCGUCGGUGUACCAGGCGGAGAAGAAGAUGGAGCUGAAGCUGGCGUCGCCCGUGUCGGAGCCCCUGUACCCCCCGUCCAGCGGGGGCGGCGUGGAGGAGUACUGCGACCCCGACCUGGAGCGCCCCGACAGCCCGCAGUCGGGCCAGACGGACAGCGGCUUCUACAGCGGCGAGGCCGAGGCCGAGAACGAGGCCCUCAGCGAGGGCUACACCAUGGACGCCUUCUUCAUCUCCGACGGCCGCUCCCGCCGCCGGGGGUCAGAGGGCACGGCGGGGUCACGGGGGUCAGGGUCGGCGGCGGCGGCGGCGGAGACGUCCGAGGACGCCGAGGCGGCUAAAGAGAAGGGCGACGGAACGCCGGGCGCGCGCCACACCUGCAACGAGUGCGGCAAGACGUACGCCACCUCGUCCAACCUGAGCCGGCACAAGCAGACGCACCGCAGCCUGGACAGCAAGAUGGCGCGCAAGUGCCCCACCUGCAACAAGGUGUACGUGUCCAUGCCCGCGCUCGCCAUGCACGUGCUGACCCACGACCUCAAGCACAAGUGCCACGUGUGCAGCAAGGCCUUCAGCCGGCCCUGGCUGCUGCAGGGCCACAUGCGCUCGCACACCGGCGAGAAGCCCUUCGCCUGCGCCCACUGCGGCAAGGCCUUCGCCGACCGCUCCAACCUGCGCGCGCACAUGCAGACCCACUCGGCCUUCAAGCACUACCGCUGCAAGCGCUGCAAUAAGACCUUCGCCCUCAAGUCCUACCUGAACAAGCACUACGAGUCCGCCUGCUUCAAGGGCUCCGGCGACGAGGACGAGUCCGGCUCCGAGGACAACUGAGGAAGGAGCGCCGCCGCGGGGGGGGACCGCCGGAGGGACAGAAGAAACCACGGGGACGCA